Melopsittacus undulatus (budgerigar) is the source of this 2166-nucleotide messenger RNA. RefSeq names its product CDC42 effector protein 2 (gene CDC42EP2). The transcript is spliced from 3 exons. Gene Ontology annotation, molecular function: small GTPase binding. The record is from RefSeq and is a predicted model, not a curated record. Lineage: Eukaryota; Metazoa; Chordata; Aves; Psittaciformes; Psittaculidae. Bases 419 to 1018 code for a protein of 199 amino acids. Gene Ontology annotation, cellular component: membrane; cytoplasm. Gene Ontology annotation, biological process: regulation of cell shape; positive regulation of actin filament polymerization; positive regulation of pseudopodium assembly.
UUGUGUUGGGGGGGGGGGGGGAAGAGCCGCUCUGCUCCAUAGGGAAUUCCCUCUGGAUCCAACAGGGAUUUUCCCCCCUUUCUAUCCCUUUCCAUAGGGAUCUCGUCCGUAUCCAAGCGCUUCAUCGCCGCGUAUUCCAGCGGCUGGGAAAUGGAAGGAUAACAGGGAUAACCGGAGCCGACAUUCCAUGUUUUGGGAAUGAGCAAGGAGCAGGAAGGAAAAGCGGAGGCCCCGGGGUGGGGCAUUGGGGCUGCGCAUCGGAGCGGAACGGCCGCAACAGGGAAGCUCCGGGGAUCCCGGAUCUUGGCGUGUUCCUGAUCCUGGAGGAUCCAAUCCCGACUUUGUCUGCACCAGUUCAUCCCAGUCCGGUGCCAGCUGCUCCAGGGAAAGCACCGGGAUUCAUCGGGAAUCCUCUGGGAUGUCCACCAAGGCUCCCAUCUACCUCAAGAGAGGAAGCAGGAAGGGAAAGAAGGAAAAGCUUCGGGAUAUCCUGUCCUCGGAUAUGAUCAGCCCCCCAUUGGGUGACUUCCGGCACACCAUCCACAUCGGCACAGCCGGACAAGGGGAUACCUUUGGAGACAUCUCCUUCCUCCAAGGCAAAUUCCAUCUCCUGCCCCAUUCCCAACCCACCUUCUCCAGGACAUCCACCAUAUCCGGGCAUGGAACACCGGGAAUUCCAUCCCCGCUGCUGAAGAACGCCAUCUCCUUGCCCACCAUUGGUGGUCCUCAAGCCAUCACGCUCCCAGUGGCACCAGCGCCUCCCAAACCACCCCGGCUCCAUCUGGAUGAGGUUGGGAAGAGGGAUGAGGAGAUGGGAUCCAUCCCAACCAAUGGCUUUGGGGCUCGGGAUGAAUCCGGGUCCACGGAGCCUUUCCUAUCCCAUGCGGGAUCGCUCCUGUCUCUCCAUGUGGAUUUGGGACCGUCCAUCCUGGAGGAUGUGCUGCAGGUGAUGGAGAAGCACCAGGAAUUGGGAUGUGGAUCCCAAGCGGAUUCAGGCCUGCAGGAGAGCUUGACGUGAAGGAUCCAUAGGGAUAGACAUUGGGCAAUGGUUGGGGGAGGUGGUUCCUCAACUGAUCCCUAUGGAUUCUCCACCUCCGGAGCAUGGAUAUGGUGCUGUUGGUGGGGGGGGUGUUGGGAAUGGGUCGUGCUCCAUGCUUGGAACUUGGUGGCAAUGCUGGAAUAUCACCCGAAUCCCAACGUUUCCUUGGCAAAUGUGGCUUCACUGAAGUGAAAAUCCCUCUUGGGAUGGAUUCUGGGAUGAAAUCCAUGCUUGGAAUUUUGGGAUGGAAUUGGAAAGCGGAAGGAAUCCCAAGCAAGGAGUGAGCACCAGGCCCCAUUCCCAUGCUGGGGAAUGGGAUCCAUCCUCACCAGCACCUUCAUCCUCAUGGGAUGGAGGGAUGAGAGGCUUCGGAAUUCCGAGCUCUGCUGCUUUAUGGGAUAAUCCGCAUGGAACUGCUGUCAUGGAGCAAGUGUGGCCUCAUCUCCGGGACUCCACCAUUAAACUCCCAUCAUUUUCCAGCCUUUCUGGGAAUUUUGGGUGGCAACAUCCCAAAACCUGGAAUUCCACCUGGGUUCCCACCUUCCUUUAAGCCGGAUCUGGGCACUGGGUUGAGCUCCAGCUUUGCUUGAGGCUCUUCCAGCUCUGUUCUCACCCAGUCCAAGCUCCAAUGGGAUAUCCAGCGCCAUUCCCAAAUCCCCUCUAAUAGGUUUGCCAACCAAUUUUAAGGGAAAAAACCCUGGAAUUGGAUCAUUUUGGGUGGUUUUCCAAGUGUUUUAUAGGAAUUAUGGUAUUCCAAUGUCUUCGUGUGGUUGGAUAACACCAAACCCCAUGGAUUUCACCCUAGACUGAGCUGGGGAUGGGGAUUUUGGCCCAACUUCCUCAUGAUUCCCUACCUGGAUUGGGAAUUCCGAGAUAAUCCCAUGCAGGUAACAGCCCCAAAUCCCCUUUUUCACCCCAGGUUUGCUCCAAGAAGCUGGAAUUGGGGCAUGGAUUUGGCACUUCCCUGCUCUAUUUGGUAUCAAGUGAUAUCAGAUUAUCCCAAUCCCAGUUUUCCCCCAUUUUUCCAGGUGGAAUUCUUCAUUUGAGCAACACAAAAUUCCAUUCCUGGAAUGAAUCUUUAUUAGCAAUAAAAUCCCUGUGGAUUCUCCCUUUCCUUAACCCUUUAA